This is a messenger RNA of Dovyalis caffra, 900 nucleotides long. The record is from the annotation of a GenBank genome assembly. Lineage: Eukaryota; Viridiplantae; Streptophyta; Magnoliopsida; Malpighiales; Salicaceae.
AUGGAUCGCUUGAUCCGCAAGAUCAGGCCUUACCUUCUUGCUUGGCUUCGCCGAUCUCGUUCUGUAUCAUUAGUGAGGCGCUUUUCGUACAAAGACAUAAAGAGGGCGACGGAUGGUUUUUACCGGAUAAUAUACAGCAAUUCUCAUGGCGCUGCCUACAGGGCUAGAUUUCAAGAUGGUGAGAUUGCGUUGGUAAAAGAAGUAAGAGACUCGAAUAAAGGAAAUGAUUUUUUUCUCAAGGAAGUUCAACUUUUGGGGCAGCUGCAUCAUCGCCACCUGCUUGCACUUAAAGGCUUUUCCAUAGGACAUAAGAGGUUGCUAGUGUUUGAUAACAUAGAAAAUGGAAGCUUGAAGGAACAUCUCAAUGAUCCUCUUAAAACUCCCUUGAAUUGGCAGACAAGGUUACAAAUAGCCAUCGGUGUAGCGGCUGCCUUGGAAUAUUUGCUUCUCUUCAGUAACCCACCAAUAUAUCAUGUUUCCAUCAAGGCAAGUAAUAUAAUGCUAGAUGAGAACUACAUUGCAAAGAUCUCUGAUGUCAGCCUUCUUAAUUCCGUUGGUGAUUAUGUGACAAUGCCUCAUUCCUCGAAUUCGGAAGAUUGUAUGGACCACACAUGUGGAAACUUAACAUUUCAGCUUGGCGUGCUAAUCUUGGAGCUGAUAACUGGUCAAUCAUCAGAAAAAGGAAGCACAGAUUUAAUCCAGUGGAUCCAAGGGUCCCGUUUUCGCAACUCAAUUCAGAAGAUGAUUGACCCUGAUCUGGGAAACAGUUAUGACUCGAAAGAGCUUAAAAAUCUUCUAGCUGUAGCGAGAUUGUGUAUAAAAUCCGGGGAUAAGCCAAAUUUCUCUAUUCCCCAGAUAUUUAGGUACCUCCAGAAGAAGGCAGAAAAUACAUUUAAUUAG